GUCCAAGCCAUAGCGUCGCGGGGGUAAAUCGUCUCAUCAUUUACGAGCUAACCAGGGAUGAGGCGGGCAAUCUCCAUGUGCUAAGAAUUCACACCCUACUUCACACGCAUCGUGAGACGCCGCCUACCCAAAAUCGGCCUGGGAAACUCAUAGCAAGCUAAGAUGAGACGAGCUUAACAGGUACCCGGGUAACUGUCUAAAAGAGUGCUCUCCGUUGUGCCUGACGAUCUAAAACCCGAAGCCAUGGAUACAUCUUACUCCACUGUCAUGGCGAUCAUUUGUAUAAAUACUUCGUAUUAAUCUCUGCAACCCAGUGCUUCAUCCGUAUCAUUCAGUUCUUGACAGAAAUUCGUUUCGAUCUUCUCAUUAUUAUCUACUUCUUCUUGGCUGGGCCAUAUAAUUUUCUUUAAUAUCUCUAAUAACCUCUUGGCUACCAACUAGUUACAUCUAUCUGUUCACCAUGAAGUUCAUCAAUGUCCUUUUUCUCGCUGCUUCCGUGUCGGCUGUUGCUAUUGAUCGCAUAUACGUCGGUUCUGUGAGAUCGACCGACCUGGAAGAGGCAUCGUCCCUGCUGGCCAGGCACCAUGCGGGCCGGUCAAUAAACAACCAGGGUAACAGAAAUGGAAGUGGGAAAGCUAGCAAGGCGAAACAAGGAGGUAACUCUAACGCGGGCGCCGCCACUGGUAAUAUAAAUAACGGUGCGACUACCGGUGUCGCUGCCGGCAAUACCCUUGUCUUGAAAGAAGUCAACGGCGUACCGGGCAACGAAUGUCUCACUUUUCGCAAUAAUGGUGAGAUUGUCGAUGCCGCUUGUGUCAAUACCGCAGCCGACCGACAGAUCACACCGACGACGCUAAACGGCAACUCCGUCCUAAGCGUACAGCGUAGCUUCACCGCCGGGUUUCGCCCGGACCUUGUCGGCGUUAAUGCUUGCGUCGGUUUCAAUGGCACACACUUCCGAGCUGAGGACUGCGCCGCCUCCAACAUCGAGCUUGUGCAAUUUGACGGGACAGCACUACGGGCUCCUAGUGGCGCUUGUGCUCAGGGUCAUGACGGUGCUGCUCAGAUGGUUGUCGAUACCACAGGUGCUAGCUGCGCGACUUUCCAGAGCACGACUGUUACGCCCACACCUCCGUAAAGGGCGAAGAGGAAAUUUUGUUGGGUCAG
Messenger RNA from Daldinia vernicosa, 1167 nucleotides. RefSeq lists its product as uncharacterized. The record is from RefSeq and is a predicted model, not a curated record. The coding region runs from base 461 to 1138 and encodes 225 amino acids. The transcript is spliced from 2 exons. Lineage: Eukaryota; Fungi; Ascomycota; Sordariomycetes; Xylariales; Hypoxylaceae.